Messenger RNA from Physella acuta, 1750 nucleotides. Its product is annotated as ankyrin repeat and SOCS box protein 3-like. The record is from RefSeq and is a predicted model, not a curated record. Lineage: Eukaryota; Metazoa; Mollusca; Gastropoda; Physidae. Gene Ontology annotation, molecular function: protein binding.
UAAAAGACGUAACUACAACAACUUUUUCCAAGUGCAGACAUUUAUUUACUUAAUAUUAUAAAAAUAAGGCCUAGGGCUAGGUCUAGAGACUAGACUAGAGUAGAGUAGAUUGCUACAGGUGUUGCGUUAUUUACGUAUGAGUUAUGCUCCUGGAGAGGAAUGUUGUCACAUCACACAUCUGAACCAUGCCAUACUCGGCUGAUGAAAGCUGUUAUUGACCAGGUUAAGGAUUUAGUCCAUGAAAUGAUACAGGCAGGAGAAAAUAUAGAAGCUAGAGACAAGCAUGGACAGAAUGUUUUGUAUCAUGCUUUGCCUGAGAAUUUUACACCAAGUAAGAUUUACAUCUUGCAGAAACAUGAGACGCUGGAGAUUCUCUCACUGCUGCUGACUGCAGGGAUCAAUGUAAAUGCCAGCCUGGAUGGGGAUGGGAGUUCUGCUCUGGUCACAUCUGUUGUCAUGGGCCAGACAGAGCUAGUCAAGCUCCUGAUUCAACAUGGAGCAGAUGUUAAUGUUGAUGCUUUGUCUAAGUUUUGGGGGUCUUUGAGUAGUGAACCAAUGGGUCAAUAUAAUAUUGCUAGUAACAAAGCUGUAACUACACAGUUUAUUUUUUCUAAGGGUUGUGGUCACAGUGUCACACCACUAUUAGCCUCUGUCAUGCAGCAUAAACCAGAUAUUUUUAAACUUCUUUUGCAAGCAAAUGCAUUAUGUGAGUGUUUAUCAUUUGGCAGUUUUUGGAGAGCUUCAAUGACAAGCGUGUGUUCAACCUGUGACAUUAAAGUAACUCCGCUACACAUGGCAGCAUAUCUUGGUGACUUAGAUAUGACUUACACACUCAUCAAUCAUAUGUCACUUAUGACUGAAUAUAAUUUUGAAGAAAACUGUCCACAGUCUUUCAAUGAUAUUACACCUCUGUGGUUUGCCAUACUCAAAGGUCAUGAAAAUAUUGUCAAGCUAUUUUUAAGUUUGGGUAAACCCAUUGCUCUUCCUUGUCAUUUUGGAUCAGGGUUGCAGAUAUGUCUUGAAGAAGGUCAUAGUGCAAUAGCACUGAUGAUUUUACGCGCUGGAUACAAUCUUGAGGAUGACAGUGAGUGGAUAAAAGAAGGCAAAUAUCCCUCAGCCAACAAGGAAGUCUUAGAAAAAAUAGAGAGUUUGUAUGGUCAGCCUCGUCCACUACUUGAUUGGUGCUGUUUGUCUCUUAGACAAAAAUUUGGAUUACACCUAGAAAAUUAUUUAAAGAUGGUUCAGGCACCAAAGAAAGUCAGUGACAUCUUGAACUUCAAGGACAUUAGUCCUGUAUCAUGGCAAGUUGAGUUGACAAGCUUAGUACCAUGACUUUAGCCUUAUUUCACAGGAAAACAUCUCUAGCAGUUUCAGUGGAGGAUAUUCUGGAUUGUGCAUGACAGUGUAGGAAAUGGGGUUGAACUUUAUAGGGACCCCUCUAGAGGCCCAAUUGUUAUAACAGACCUACUCAAUUUAUUGUGACUGCUACAAGGGAGAUAAACAGUGCCCAGCUAUUUAUUAAGAAUUAUUAUUUAAAAAAAACACCUAUGGUUUAAUAAAAAUCUAAGAGUACAGUUUUUUAAAAUUGUUUAAAGCAAAGAUUAGAAACAUUUCUGCCAUAACAUUGUUGUCUUCCUAGCAUUAUAAUUCAGAUAAGUGAACUUAGAAUUAUAUAAACUUCUAGUCUAGUCUGACAAAGUGUAAAGCUGGAAAAAUUAAAACAGAGAUGGGUAUUUUAAUUUUAAUGCAA